Molecule: messenger RNA, 681 nt
Organism: Tauraco erythrolophus (red-crested turaco)
Lineage: Eukaryota; Metazoa; Chordata; Aves; Musophagiformes; Musophagidae
Source: RefSeq, a predicted model, not a curated record
ACAGCCCGUCGGCUCCAGUCAAUGUCACAGUCAAACACCUGAAAGCCAACUCAGCCGUCGUGACUUGGGAUGUUCUGGAAGAUGAAGUUGUCAUUGGAUUUGCUAUUUCCCAACAGAAGAAGGACGUGCGGAUGCUGCGCUUCAUCCAGGAGGUGAACACCACCACCCGCUCCUGUGCCCUCUGGGACCUAGAGGAGGACACUGAGUACAUUGUGCAUGUCCAGUCCAUCAGCAUCCAAGGCCAGAGCCCUGCCAGUGAGCCAGUCCUCUUCAAGACCCCCAGGGAAGCUGAGAAACUAGCCUCUAAAAAUAAAGAUGAGGUGACGAUGAAGGAGAUGGCGAAGAAAAACCAACAGCUGCGAGCGGGGGAAAUUCUCAUCAUUGUUGUGGUGUUGUUUAUGUGGGCAGGGGUGAUCGCCCUGUUUUGCAGACAGUACGAUAUCAUCAAAGAUAACGAGCCAAAUAACAGCAAGGAGAAAGUCAAGAGCGCCUCGGAGAACAGCACUCCCGAGCACCAGAGCGGAGGGCUCCUCCGCAGCAAGUUUCCAAAAAACAAGCCCUCAGUGAACAUCAUCGAGGCGUGACAGCCUGCCAUCGGGUAGAUAGACUCCAUCCCUCACUCUCACUUUCUGCCUCUGAGCCUUGAUGACCAGGGAGGUGAAAUAUUGUUGGAGCAAUUUG